AUGAUGAAAUUGAUGCUAGUCGUUGGCUUCUUGGCUACAGUGCUCAUGUUACAGACCACAAUGGCCCGUCCUCAAAAUGAUGUAGAAGUAUUGGAAUAUGAAUCGGAUAACAUUGGCAUUGGUGGCUAUAAAUUUAGCUAUAAACUAAGUGAUGGCACCACACGCACAGAGGAGGGCGUUGUUAACAAUGCUGGACAAGAGAAUGAAUCGAUAUCGAUACGUGGUUCGGUUAGUUGGGUUGCCCCCGAUGGCCAGACAUAUACCAUCAAUUUCGUGGCCGAUGAGAAUGGCUUCCAGCCGGAGGGAGCGCAUUUACCCAAAUAGAUUCGUCCAUCAUCAAGGAUCAGCUCCAGAAGAGAAGGAAAAGGAAUGUAAGAUGA
Molecule: messenger RNA, 380 nt
Organism: Drosophila willistoni
Lineage: Eukaryota; Metazoa; Arthropoda; Insecta; Diptera; Drosophilidae
Gene: Acp65Aa
Product: endocuticle structural protein SgAbd-6
Exons: 2
Coding region: 1-324 (107 amino acids)
Cellular component (GO): chitin-based extracellular matrix
Molecular function (GO): structural constituent of chitin-based larval cuticle
Source: RefSeq, a predicted model, not a curated record